CCGGUUUAACGGGUGGAAUGGAGUUAGGGCAGCUCCACGAACCGGCUAUAAAUAAUUGCAAGGUCGCGCUAAAAAGCGGCCAGGGCGUAAACGAAGAAACGAAGCCAAAGAAGAGGGCUCUUCUGUCGGGGAGCACACUAUCCGUGUUAUAAUUUCAAUUCAAUCCUCAGAUGGAUCGUUAUCAGAAGGUCGAGAAGCCUAGGGCAGAGACACCCAUUGAUGAGAAUGAGAUUCGGAUUACUAGCCAAGGAAGGAUGAGGAGCUAUAUCACAUAUGCUAUGAGUCUGCUACAGGAGAAAGGGUCCGAAGAGAUUGUGUUCAAGGCCAUGGGUAGAGCAAUCAAUAAAACUGUAACCAUGGUGGAGCUUAUCAAGAGGAGGAUUGUUGGUCUUCAUCAGCUUACAUCCAUUACAUCCACUGACAUCACAGAUACAUGGGAACCUCUGGAGGAAGGCCUCCUUCCAUUGGAAACCACAAGGCAUGUUUCAAUGAUAACAAUUGCUCUAUCCAAGAAGGAGCUGGAUAUGAAGGCUGUUGGGUAUCAGCCGCCUAUACCGGCAGAUCAGGUGAAGGUUUUUACAGAGAUUGAUUAUGAAGGAGAAGGAUCACCUCAUAAACGAGGAAGAGGACGAGGAGGUAGAGGAAGGGGACGGUCUAGGGCUCCUGGAUAUGGAAAUGGUUAUAUGGGAGGUGAUUAUGAAGAUGGUGGCUAUGAUAGAAGCCACAACUAUGGUAGAGGGAGAGGUAGAGGUAGAGGCCGUUAUUUCCGUGGUGGACGUGGAAGGGGUGGAGGUGGUUACAACAGUUCACAGUAUGAUGAUGCUCCACAUGAUGGUAUUUACAAUAAUGAUGUGCCUCCUAUCCGUGGGCGUGGAAGGGGUGGUUAUAACAACUCUCAUUAUGAUCCAGCCCAGCAGGCUGGUGGCUACAAUAAUGAAGUUCCUCUGGUACGUGGGCGUGUAAGGAGUGGUUACCACUCUCAAUAUGAUGCCCCACAGGAGGGUGGCUACAAUCAGGAGGCUCGUUCAUUAGGCCGUACACGUGGAAGGGGUGGUUACAACAGCCGUCGGUAUGAUCUUCAGCAAGAUGGUGGGGGCUACAAUCAAGUUGCUCAGGCCCGUGGACGUGGAAGGGGCGGCGGCAAUAACACUCAGUAUGAUGAUCAACAAGAGGAUGUCUACAAUCAUGAGGCUCCUACUCAAGGCCGAGGACGUGGUGGUCGUGCGAGGGCACCUCGCGGGCGAGGCUUUAGGUCGAGUAAUGGACUGGCAGACCAUCCUGCUGCUGCUGCAGGAGAAGACAUUGCUUAGCUGUGUUCUAAAAAAAUUGGAAACUACGCCCUUUUAUAAGAGUGUGCCUGCUCAAUAUCCUUCCUAUGUUAUUUCCUGUGUUUUCACCUGAUUUGUUCCCAGCAAGUAUUGAUCAACUUUAGGGUGCCAAAAUCCUAUAAAAUGCGUGUAGACUAAUUUUUAGAGAUUGUGUUUACACCAAUUUGUGGUGAGCCUUUUUGUAUUCCCCCUUUUCUUCCUGUUUACCAUAAUUUUAGUGGCAUGUAGGAGUUUGUUUAAAGUAUAAAGAUGGAUUAGUGAGCAGCAUUCUUUAAUUUAUUUGGCGGACAAAGUUGUUAUCCAUAUUGCAAAAUGCAAAGAUUCCAAGUAUGUGGGCCAUGUGGUUGAUGGAAUAAAACCAUUUGUAUCAUAUGUAGUUCUGAU
Cuscuta europaea is the source of this 1712-nucleotide messenger RNA. The record is from the annotation of a GenBank genome assembly. NCBI's taxonomy places the organism in Eukaryota, Viridiplantae, Streptophyta, Magnoliopsida, Solanales, Convolvulaceae.